AUGCCACACAGGUGUGUCGUCUUUGGUUGUUCCAACACAGCGAAUUUACGCGAAGGAAUUGCACUGCACAGAAUUCCGUAUGCGAAUGAUAUGCGGCCCGAGGCAAAAAAGCGAAGAAAGACUUGGGUAGAUUUUCUCCGACGGAAACGUGAAAGAUGGGAGCCUUCUGUCCAUUCAGAAGUUUGCUCUAAACAUUUUAAAGAAGAGGAUUUUGUGAAUCGCUACAUUGGCGUCAAUGAAAUGCCUGACGCAGAUAAACCAUUGCUCGUGGCUCCUCGCUUGAAGCAAGACAAUAUAGGCAUAUGUGUGUUUCCUUCAAAAUACUGCGAGACAAGUAGCACGUUAUCCGCGAGAGACCGCCGUCGAAUAACUCUUCGUGCUAAACAAAACAGAUUAUGA
Molecule: messenger RNA, 399 nt
Organism: Dendronephthya gigantea
Lineage: Eukaryota; Metazoa; Cnidaria; Anthozoa; Malacalcyonacea; Nephtheidae
Product: THAP domain-containing protein 1-like
Exons: 2
Coding region: 1-399 (132 amino acids)
Molecular function (GO): sequence-specific DNA binding
Source: RefSeq, a predicted model, not a curated record